Messenger RNA from Phytophthora sojae, 945 nucleotides. RefSeq lists its product as hypothetical. The record is from RefSeq and is a predicted model, not a curated record. The transcript has a single exon. The coding region runs from base 1 to 945 and encodes 314 amino acids. NCBI's taxonomy places the organism in Eukaryota, Oomycota, Peronosporomycetes, Peronosporales, Peronosporaceae.
AUGACACGGUGGCUCGAUGAAGAGGUGAGUGAGGAGAAGCUGGAGCCCAUGCCGCCGCCGCCAGCGCCCCGAGCUCACCCGGACUCAUACACCACGCGCUCCAGUCAACGGCGAAGGCCCCAAUGCAAUUUCAGCGACGCGGGGGACGAAGGUUUGACGCCGCAGCCGCCUCCAGUCCCGCACACCCAUCCGCUGGUGGCAUUGAGUGAUGAGAGGGCGCGCAACGUCAAGAUACAGCGAGAAGGCGGCGGUAUGGCCAUCCGAAGCAGCGAGAGGACCUACAGACGUCACCCGAUUGCCACGGGCAAGCGACUGAACACGGCGUUCCUAAACCGUUCGCGCAUUACAGCGUUCGCAGAGCGGGAGAGCCCCGAACCAGAGGAAGAGAUGGACCACCCCUUUGCAGUCGAGACACAGCACGCCAGUCGAGCUAUUGAACUGCAAUUGCAGCAGCAAGGUGAGGAGAUGGAGAUGACGCCGGAGCUGCAGCCGCUGGGUGAAGAGGAGCGCACUAAGGCCGCGACGGAGGCGAGUGCCAGACGUCGCGAGCUGCUGCAAGCUGCUCGUCGUGCCGCGAGUGAGAGCAGAUGGAGCGGUGAGGAUACAGAGUAUGGUGGAGAACUAGCGAAUGGAAGGGGUGCGAGCGCGCUGAAACGCCAUAGUGAGAGGAAAGUGCGGAAACAGCUUAACGCCAAGUGGCUGCAGUCUCGACAGGACCCUGCGAACCGCCCCAAGGGGCCGCUAGAAAGACCCGAGGAGAGAGAUUUGAGGGAGACGCUGUUCCGGACCACGGCAAGAAAUUUAUUGCGCUCAGGGGUGCUAUACGAUGAAGCGGAUGCAGCACGGAAUGCUACGUUCAAACCGAUGAGUAGGUCGCAAUUGCCUGUCGUGUCAAGUGGGAUUGUGGGGCUGCCGGGAUGUUGUUUUGAGCACUACGACUCGUAG